UCUUGCUGCCGGGGAAACAGCGCUGAGGGUUGUGCGUUCUURUGCCGGUGGACUAAAAACUCCCGCCAUUUCGGCAAGGAAUUAACCUCUUGUUUGAUCGUUACUUUCUUGUGACRCUUGAACGCUGUUACCUGCUUACUCGAAACUUCGACCGCACUUAGUGGCAAUAGUUUCAACGAGAACAAGUCUGGUUCGUACAUAUUUACAGGACUAUAGCGACGGAGAGCUCCUGCUUGAACUGAGCUUCUUGCCGCGAGUUUGAUUUCGGCGUGAGUGCGCAUCAUUUUUUUUAUGCUCACCUGAAGGAGCUAAAAGUUUUACCAACUUGUCUCGGUGGACCACUUCGACACAUCUCAAAGCAGCACGCAGAGGCGACAUGACGCCRCUGUUGGAGAAACGGACAGCGGUGUGAUGAGGCCGCCUGUGAGGGAACUGUUAUUGUUUUGCAUCGCCGUAGCUGAACACACCGGGCCUGCCGGCGGUAACGUGGAACCUGCUGUCGAUCGAGAUACAUGCUAAGACAAACCGUUGUGUCGGAAAUCGCACUAGUUGGUCGCUAGAAAGUCUAAUUCCACCUCUGGCAUUUUUUUACGCCUUUUGAGGAUUUGCCAUGGCACCGCUUUUGGGUCGGAAACCGUAUCCACUGGCUAAGCCGUUAGCCGAGCCACCAGGCCCGGGAGACGAGGUCUACAUCAUCGAGCACACCAARGAGGCCUUCAGGAACAAAGAAGAGUAUGAGGCACGGUUGCAGAUGUAUAAUGAACGCGUCUGGAUAUGCAAGAGCACCGGAAGUCUUCAGCUUACUCACAAAGAAGCCUGGGAAGAGGAACAAGAAGUCACAGAACUGCUUCAGGAGGAGUAUCCACUGUGGUUUGAGAAGCCRGUCCUUGAGAUGGUUCACCACAACACGGUGUCUUUAGACAAACUGGUUGAAAUGGCCUGGGUGGAAAUCCUCACYAAGUAUGCUGUGGGCGAAGAGUGCGACUUCCUGGUGGGAAAGGACCAAAGUUUACGGGUGAAAGUGGUGAAGAUUCAUCCUUUAGAAAACCCUGAGGGUGAGUCGGGUGAGAAGAAGCUUGAAGGAGCUUGUGACUCCCCAUCCAGUGACAAGGAGAACACCAGCCAGGAGAACCAGAGAAAAGAGCCUCCACCGCACGAGGAGGAAAACAGAAGGGAGAGUCUCAGUGACAGAGCACGACGCUCUCCGAGGAAAGUUGCCACUGCCACGAAGGAAGAGAAGAAGAGAUGGGUAAUGCCCAAAUUCCUUCCUCAUAAGUACGAUGUGAAGCUGAUCAACGAGGACAAGGUGAUCAGCAAUGUUCCAGCUGACAGUCUUUUCAGAACUGAGCGCCCUCCAACCAAAGAGAUCAUGCGCUACUUCAUCAGGCACAAUGCCCUGAGGCUGGGCAAAGGAGAGAGUGCUCCCUGGGUGGUUGAGGAUGAGCUGGUGAAAAAAUAUAACCUGCCCAGCAAGUUCAGCGACUUCCUCCUUGAUCCUCACAAGUUUUUGGCAGAAAAUCCCUCCACAAAGCGUAAGAGCUUGACAUCUACUGACGGUAAACCUAGAAAGAGGAUUAAGACGGGCGACACUCCUGGAGGGGAUUCAGUAAAUGAGAAAGGAGAGAAGAAAGAUAAAAAGAAGAAAGAUUCUCUAAGCGUGCCUCUUAGUCCCACCAUUUGGGCUCACAUGCAGAAAAUAAAGAUGAACGGCUCUCCACUCAAGGUGAAGAACUCAGGAACCCCUAAGAAAGAAGGGAAAAGCUCYGCUCCCUCCACUCCAAAAUCUGCCAAAAAGCCAGGGGACAAAAGAGAGGGAAGGAAAAGUGGAAAGAGUGGCGAUAAAAAGCUCAACGUGCUUAAAGCCUCCAGAAAAGAUGAUAAAACUGGUGCAAAGAUGCCAAAGAUGAAGCAGAUGACUCUGUUACACCUGGCUAAGGGCACACCUGCAGGAAGUCCUAAAAAGAGAGCUCGCAGCAGCAGCGUGGGUACACCUAAACUUGGGAAACCACUGCACCCCAUGGCUCUCCACCUCCUCCGUUACUACAAGGAGAACAAGGGCAAAGAGGAUAAAAAGAACGCCCUGUCCUCCCUCAUAUCUAAAGCUGCAAAGGCGUUGUCCGUAGAAGAUCGUGGCCGCCUGCCCGAGGAGCUGAAGGAGCUCGUACAGAAGCGAUGGGAGCUGCUGGAGCAGAAAAGGCGCUGGGCGGCCAUGAGUAAGGAAGAAAAGGAGCAGGAGAUGAAGAAGAAGCGUGCGGAGCUCAAAGAGAAGCUACGAGAAAAGGCCAAGGAGAGACGGGAGAAGGAGAUGCUGGUCCGCCGCGAACAAUCCCGUAGAUACGAAGACCAGGAGAUCGAAGGUGGCAAAGCCCUGCCCAUGUUCAAGCUGGUAGACAUGCCCGAGGGCUUACCCAACACCCUGUUCGGUAGCAUAGCAAUGAUCGCCGAGUUCCUUCACUGCUACGCAGGCCUGUUAAUGCCAAACGACCAAUAUCCGAUCACAGCGGUGGCUCUGAUGGAAGCGCUGGCGAGGGAGCGCUCUGGCUUCCUUUACCUGAACCGCGUGCUGGUGGUGCUGCUCCAAACGCUGCUGCAGGACGAGCUGGCCGAAGGCUAUGGCGAGCUGGACAUGUCCUUAUCUGAGAUCCCUCUCACCAUGCACUCCGCCUCAGAGCUGACGCGGCUGUGCCUGAGGCCGUGCGACGCUCACGAAGAGAGCGGCCAGGGUUCAGAGGACUCAGGUGCCAUGGGUGACUUCGACGACGUGGUGAGCAACGAGUUCCUGGAGAAGCUCGAGACGGUGGAGGUGUUCGAGCUGAGCUCCGAGGAGAAGGUGGACCUGUUGGUGGCUCUGUGCCACCGCAUCCUGAUGACGUACUCCGUGGUCGACCACUUCGACGCGACGCAGCAGCGCUCCGCCGAACUGUGGCGGGAGCGUCUGGCCAUGCUGAAAGAGGUCAACGACCGCAAGAGGGCGGAGAAGAAGAUGCGAAAGGAGAUGGAGAUCAAAGGUGAAAAGAAAAAAGAGGGCAGUGCCAAAAAGGAGAUGAAGAAAGAUGUGAAGGUGGAGCCGGAGCCAGAGUCUGAGGACAUGAUCAGCUCAGUGAAGAGCCGGAGGCUGAUGUCUAUGCAGGCCAAGAAGGAGCGGGAGGAGCAGGACAGACAAAACAAAGAGCGAAUGGAGAAGGAGGCAGAGGAGGAGCGGGUGCGUAAACAGAGAGCUGCCACAGAGAAGGCCUUCCAGGAUGGAAUAACCAAAGCCAAGCUUGUGAUGCGUCGGACUCCACUCGGUACAGACAGAAACCAUAACAGAUACUGGCUUUUCUCAGACGUGGUUCCUGGUCUGUACAUCGAGAAAGGCUGGGUGCACGAAAGCAUCGACUACAGCUUCACUCCUCCGCCUGAGGAGAAGCCAGCUGAUCCGGAGGAGGAGGAGGAAGAAGAAGAGGAGGAGGAGGAAGAGGAAGACACUGAAGCAGCUGCUGCCCCUGAUUCACAAGAAGCUGAAAAAGACGAUGGAAGUGUGGAUGGUGCUGUAAGUGAAGGCGCCCAGCAGGGGGCAGCACCGGACGUCUGUAUUGAAAGUACCAUUCCCAAGCAGGGACAGAACCUUUGGUUCAUCAUUGACAGCCCAGCUGAACUGGAAGAGCUGGUGGACAGUCUUCAUCCUCAGGGGGUCAGAGAGAGUGAGCUGAAGGCGAAGAUCCAGAGCAGGUACCAGGACAUCCUUCACUCCAUCCAUUUGACCCGAAAGGCCAAAGUGGGUCUCAGGACCUGCGAUGGCUACGAAGAGCUGCUCAAAUAUUUGCGCAGCGAUAUCCAGGAAGUGGCCUCCAGACUGGAGAAGGGAGGACUGGGUUACAUGGACGAUGCCACGGACAUUGAAGAGCAGUUGAAAAACAUGAAGAACUUGAAAGAAUUCGGCGAGUGUAUCAUCACUCUUCAGGCCUGCGUGGUCAAGAAGUUCCUGCAGGGCUUCAUGGCCCCGAAGCAGAAAAAGAAGAAGAAACAAGGAGCGGAGGAAAGCGGCAAGACUGAAGAGGUGGAUGAGGAGAAGAGACUCGCAGAGGAGGCCAGAGUAGCCACCGCGGUGGAGAAGUGGAAAGCAGCUAUCAGGGAGGCCCAAACGUUUUCUCGCAUGCACGUGCUGCUGGGAAUGUUGGACGCUUGCAUCAAGUGGGACAUGUCUGCCGAGAACUCUCGCUGCAAAGUUUGUCGCAAGAAAGGUGACGAUGACAAGCUGAUCCUCUGCGACGAGUGCAACAAGGCCUACCAUCUGCUGUGCCUGCGGCCGGCUCUGUACCGCAUCCCUGACGGGGAGUGGCUGUGCCUGGCCUGCCAGCCCACCGUGGCCCGACGAGGCUCCCGCUCCAGAAACUACAACCAAGACACGGAUGAAGAAGAGAGCGAGGAAGAGCCUGAGGAAGAAGGCUCUGAAGAAGAUGAGGAAGACGAAGAAGAGAACGACUAUAAAGCCAUGGGACACAGCUUGAGGCCGAGGAAGAAGACGAAGCAGUCUUCAUCAUCUCGGCAGAAAAGCUCCAAAAGUAAACCGAAGAAGCCGGCGUCCUCCAGCAGUCAGAGCAGCAAGCAGAAAGCUGGCCCCAGCAGCCUCGCAGACAUUGAUGAAUUAGUGAGGCAGAGUAAUCGGAUGGGAGUGAAAAGACAGAAGCUGGAGCUGGAAAAAUGUGAAGAAAUCUUGAAAAAACUGGUGAAAUUCCGCUACAGCUGGCCGUUCAGGGAGCCGGUUUCCCCGGAGGAGGCGGAGGACUACCUGGACAUCAUCUCCGAGCCCAUGGACUUCCAGACGAUGCAGGGGAAGUUCAGCCAGGGCUCRUACCACCACCCUCAGGACUUCCUGGAAGACAUGAAGCUGGUUUUCUCCAACUCUGAGGAGUACAACCAGCAGGGCAGCACCGUGCUCUCCUGCACCAUCAAGACGGAGCAGGCCUUCGUGGAGCUGCUCCAGAAGCAGCUGCCCGGCCUCAGCUACCUCCGGCGACGCACUCGCAAACGCGUCUGCCGAGCGCCGCCUUCGUCUGAGGAAGAGGAGGAGGAGGAGGAAGAUGACAAGGAGGAGGAGCCAAAGAAGAAAAAGCUGCAGAACGGCAAAUCGAGCAGAAAGGGAAGCCGGAACAACCGGGGCUGCAAGGACGAGGAGAGCGAAAGCGAGGAGGAUGAGGAGGAUGAAGAUGAGCGUGGCAGCCAGAGAAGAAGUAAGAGGAGCACCGUCACCUCCGGCCGGAGGGAUUACAGGGAGCAGGACAGCGACGGCGAGCGGGACACUCGGAGAACUCGUCAGCGGGGGCGCCAGACCACCGACGAGGAUCGGUCCAACCAGCAGCGACAUUCCAAGAGGCAGAAACGCUCAUGAAGUCCAGCGUGCUGCUUUCUUUUUCCUUCUUUAUUUGAUUUAAAUUUUUUAUUAUAAAAUGUCUGUCCACUCCUCAGAGAAUCAACUACGAGCUCUCCUCCUCCUCCUCUUACAGCCAGCAGGACUUCACCCUCAGAAUGACUCUUUAUGUUGAUAAAUUUAUGCUCACAUUUUGGCGGAAAAAAAAAAACAAAGUGGAAGAAAACUCGUUUAUAUUUGUAACUUGUUUAGUAUUUGUGACUUCCUUUUCAGCCAAGAAAUACGAGACUUUUCCAGUUCUGGAGAAGUCACAGCUCUUAAACAACUCAUCAGCACACACAGGUGUCGAUUUAAAUUCAUCUGAGAGUUUACAUCGGUCCUGUCUGAACAGAAGGCAUCACUUUUACUGGAUUAGAGUAGUCUGUCUGAUGUUUCCUGUUUUCACUCACUCAAUGCUCUUAGCUGAAAAACAAGCAGCUGUUAAUCUGUCCUGUAAACAAGUUAAAACAGGUAGGAUUUUACUAGUUGUAGUUUGUUUUUUUUCUGUCUUCUUCCCUCAGGCCAGCUUCACUUACUGGGACGAGGCGUUCGAUCACACUUACAGUCCCGUCACAUUAAAAUAAAAUAAAAUAAAAUAAAAAAAACCUGACUUGAAACCACUUUUGGCUCGUAGAGCUGUUCAACCUUUUCCUCCUCCGUAGUGCCCCGCCACUUUAAAAGACCCGGUACCUCAAAUAAUCCAACUGUUUUUACAACUUUUGUGUAAAGUGCAGCUGUUUAAGACAGCAGCUGCAGGACCAUACUUUAAAAAAAA
Molecule: messenger RNA, 6164 nt
Organism: Austrofundulus limnaeus
Lineage: Eukaryota; Metazoa; Chordata; Actinopteri; Cyprinodontiformes; Rivulidae
Gene: baz1b
Product: bromodomain adjacent to zinc finger domain, 1B
Exons: 21
Coding region: 611-5371 (1586 amino acids)
Biological process (GO): chromatin remodeling; DNA damage response
Cellular component (GO): WICH complex
Molecular function (GO): histone H2AXY142 kinase activity; histone binding
Source: RefSeq, a predicted model, not a curated record